GGCGGGAAGGGUGACAGCGCGUGACCGUUGGGAGCGGGAAGGGUGACAGCCCGUGACCGUUGGGGGCGGGAAGGGUGACAGCCCGUGACCGUUGGGGGGUUGACACCCUGAGAACGUUGAGCGUUGGAAAAAUUACAGCUUGUGACCGUUGCGAUAGGAGAAGGCGAAGAUCCCCUGACCUUUGGUGACCCUGGGGGUGGGAGAAGAUCCCCUGUUUUUAUUUGAUUGGGUGGGCGUGGAUAGGCCGUGACCGUUUGGUGGUACGGUACAGUUGUUGUUGUUGUGGGGGAGCGGGAGCCGGAGCCGGGCGGAUCUCACUCUGUGUCUGUGGUGGGGAGGUUGCCGCAGCCCGGGACCUGCAGGCUCCCCGUGUCACGCAGCAGUCCCAAGACAACCCUGGUGACACAUUAAACCAGAUCGCCGAACAACAAAACCAAAUUACAUCGGGGUCGUUUUAAAAUAAAAUGAAUGAAAACUGGCCUUCAAAACAAAUUAAAGACCAAUUAGAUCACAGGCAAGGAGGUGUGAAAGUGAAGAUUGAGAAAAUUUUGCCUGAAGAGGAAGCCAAGUAUGGACAAUGCAUUGUGCCAGACUAUACCCAGGUAUAUCCCAAGGAAGCGGAACUGGAAUUGGGGAAGGUGAAAGGUGAAGAGAUGACUAUGAAUGAAUCCCAUGAACAAAAUGACUACUGGUUUUGUGAGAAUUGCCAGGAGUACUUCAUGGACGAGUGUGCCCUUCAUGGAUGUCCAGUAUUUAUUACUGAUACACCUAUACCUGUAGGUACACCAGAUAGAGCAGCCCUCACGGUUCCUGCUGGAGUAGUAGUUGUGAAAGAGCCUGGAGGAGAGAUUGAUGUUCGUUGUUUAGAUACCAUCAUUCCAAAGGGGAGGAUAUUUGGACCAUAUGAAGGAGAAGUGUGCCAAACUGAUAAGUCAUCCGGGUUUUUCUCAUGGCUGAUUCUUGGCAAGAAUAACACAUACAAGUCUAUUGAUGGCACAGAUGAGACCAAAGCCAAUUGGAUGAGGUAUGUAGUUAUAUCAAGAGAAGAAAAUGAACAGAACCUUAUGGCGUUCCAGCAUAAUGAGAAGAUUUAUUUUAGAGUAUGUAGGGAUAUUCAUCCUGGAGAGAGGCUACGAAUUUGGUACAGUGAUGAUUAUAUGAAACGCCUCCAUGCAACUACACAAGACACUGUAGACAGGAAUCUCCUUACUGCGGAAACAAAGUGCAAGAAGACUAACCUAGGAAGACAUUCCACUGACAAAUUCACUCGAAAUCCAGGGACAUCCAGAAAACCAGGGAUUCUAAAUAAAGAAGAUAUCGAAAGACUUGAAUGUACUAAUUUGAACAAAAGUGCAAAACGAAGCAACAAAGACGGAGACUGCACCCCCAGCCCUAAAAAAAAGAAGCUGGAGCAGAUGUUUAAAAGUAGCCAUGACUUGUCUGGUGAUCCCUCAAGAGAAAAAUUUGCUUAUCCUGUUUCUGGUCGUGGCCCAGUCGAGUAUGUAUAUUCUGUGACGCAAACUAGCAACCUUCAUAUAACUACCUCAUCUCCUGUACCUCAAAAGCCUCUCUUUGGAGGCCAGAGUGUACAGGAACUUGAAGUCAAUAAGUUGACCACAGCUCAAGACAAAUAUUCAUCACCUGUUGACAGCCAUUUUCCUGCUCGACAAAGGCACAAGCAUCAGGAGAGUGAUACAUUCAACAGACCAGGAACUUCCUCACAUCAAAGUGCUUUAUCUCUAUCCAACACCAGAAGUGAAGUAGACUCCAAUACCCAAGAAAAAGCUAGUGAAAAACACAUAAACUCUGGUUUCCUUCAAAAUAUUGAAGAAGGUAGCUGUGCUUUACCACCAGAGAAUUCAGGUGGACAACAUGGGGGUGUGACUGAGGAAGAUUUUCCAAAAGCCCAGCCAUCAUCAUACUGUCCAAACUGUGUAAUACUUCAAGAGAAAAUUCGAAAGCUUCAGGAGGAGCUAGAUCGGUUGAAGUCUAAUUUACCAGCUCCAGAAGCACAGACUCCUGUCCCAGUUGUCAUGGAUGACACUAGUGAGCAGGAGAUGGAUUCAGCUGAUGAGUCAAUGUCCAAUGAAAUGCUAGCCACCACAGAUGAAAUAUCGAAAACCUCGACUGGUACAGGCCGGAGAAUCAGACGCUUCAAGCAUGAAUGGCUGAAGAAGUUCUGGUUUCUACGCUAUUCACCAACUCUGAAUGAAAUGUGGUGCCAUGUUUGCAGACAAUACACUGUUCAGUCUUCCAGGACAUCAGCCUUCAUCUUGGGCUCUAAGCAGUUCAAAAUCCACACUAUCAAGUUGCAUGCCCAGAGUAAUCUUCAUAAAAAGUGCUUGCAGCUUUAUAAGCUUAGGAUGCACCCAGAAAAAACUGAAGAGAUGUGCCGAAAUAUGACACUGUUGUUCAAUGUUGCCUAUCAUCUUGCCUUUGAAGGAAGAAAUUUUUCAGAUUUCAGGCCUUUGGCUGAACUUCUGAAAAAAUGUGAUUUGAAGAUUGUUGACCAAUACUUGAAUGAGGGAGAUUGUCAAACUUUAAUUCAUCACAUUGCAAGGUCUCUUCGUGAAGAUCUCUUUGAGAGGCUCAGGGUAUCUCCAUUUAUGAGUGUGAUUUUGGAUGGGCAGACAGAUGACCUGGUUGCUGAUAAUGUUGCAAUCUAUAUUCAGUAUAUUACCAAUGAGGGGCCAGCUGCUACAGAGCUAUUGUCUCUGCAGGAAUUGAGUUCUGUAACAGUGGAUGGUUAUAUACAGGCAUUGGACAGGGCCUUUGGGGGUAUAGGGAUCAAAUGGAAAGAGGAAAAGUUAAUUGUAGGACUUGGGGUAGAUGGAGCCAUGAUGACAACAGGGCUACGGGCAGGUUUGGCCAUGAAGAUCAAAAAGACUUUGCCUUGGCUACUCUCUGUCCCUUGCGUAGUGCAUAGGCCUCAUUUGGAAGUAUUGGAUGCUAUAAGCAACAAGGAACUAACCUGUUUGGAAGAACUAGAGAACAACUUAAAGCAGUUGCUGAGUUUUUAUCGUUAUUCCCCGAAACUCAUGUGUGAACUAAGAUCUACUGCAGCAACACUUUGUGAAGAGACUGAAUUCCUUGGUGACAUUCGAGCCGUUAGGUGGAUUAUUGGAGAGCAGAAUGUCCUAAAUGCGUUAAUUAAGGAUUAUUUGGAAGUGGUGGCUCAUCUUAAAGAUGUUAGUGGUCAAGCACAUAAAGCUGAUGCGGCUGCCAUCGCUUUAGCUCUACUGCAGUUCCUCAUGGACUAUCAGUCAGUUAAGCUAAUCUAUUUUUUAUUAGAUGUUAUUGCUGUACUUACACGGCUGGCAUUUGUUUUCCAAGGUGAUCACCUCCUAAUUACCCAUGUAGAUUACAAGAUUGAAGAAGCUAUUGAGGAAAUCAGCAGAUUGGUCGAAUCACCAGGAGAAUAUCUGCAAGAAUUUGAGGACACCUUUCACGAAAGUUUUCAUGGUGUUCCUCUGAAAAAUCUAAGAGUCGCAGAAGCUAAGUUCAAUUCAAUAAGAGAGAAGAUAUGCCAAAAAACCCAGCUGAUUCUAGCCCAAAGACUAGAUUCUAAUAGUCGCUCAGUUAUUCGAGCAUGUCAAGUGUUUGAUGUUGCCACAUGGCCUCAAAAUGAGGAAAACCUGAUGAGUCAUGGUGAGGAAGAGAUCUUAUAUAUAUAUAAGCACUUUGAAGUUAUUCCAUCAUUUUCAAGGGAAAUAGGUCUGGAUGGCAGAGAUAUUCAAGGAAGCUUAUUGCAGGAAUGGAAGGAGCUCAAAUCUGAGUGUUACAACAAGAAUGGUUUCAAAGAGUUGAGCCGUCACAUUUUUAAGUAUAAACAAAGAUUCCCAAUACUAAAUCGGAUCACUCAGUUAUUGCUUGUCCUACCAACAUCAACUGCAGCUUGUGAGAGAAAUCGUGGUGCCUUCUACCGGAUACGUAACAAUAACAAGUCUCGACUUAGCCUUGACCAACUCAAUGACCUUCUAACUGUUGCUGUCAAUGGACCACCAAUUGCCAAUUUUGAGGCUAAGAGAGCACUGGAUUGUUGGUUUGAGGAGAAGUCAGGGAAUAGAUAUUCCUUAUCUCCAGAGAUGAUCAAUAGAGUUACUUCAUUGGACCAGAAACCAACAUUACAUGGUCUGGACAUGGGAACUGAUUGUAUAACAGAUAUUCAUGAAACCAUUAUGUAAAUGAUUGGAUUUUUUAAAUUGCAUAUAGUUAGUUCCAUGAUUUGCUGGGAAUAACUUAAACGCAUUCUUACUUAUGAACUUUAUGAAAACACUUAUUGGUGACAGACUGGUACAAAUACCAGAUCAGAAAAUUCAACAGGGUGUUGAUAAAAUUUCCCACAGAAAAACAAUGCAACACUGACCUGUAGGAUCCAAUCCCUUGAUUGAUUUCCCAAUUGUAUUGUAACCUUUGAUAACCAGUACUUGCCUAUAUUGGGAGAUCAAAAUAAUCAGAAUGGACAGGCCUGAAAAAGGUUUGGUACUGUUGGUCAUCAAAAAUAAUAACUGCUCAUUUGCUUUUAGUAAUGCAAAUAUUAGAUAAUAAGAGAAGUGAUUGGUCAUUCUAAUUUUUUUCAUUGAAGCAAAGGUUAUUUAAGCUGUUUAAGGUUGAUAUUAAGAGUCACCUUGUCUAAUCUUUAACUCGUUUUGUUAUUUACAGAAGCUAUUACUAAGCAUUAACAAUUAACGAUUAAUGGGGAGAAGGAAGGGAGAAAAUUUGUUAUUUGUGGGGUUGUAAGAGAUGUAAAAUACAUAGUCCAAAUGAUUUAAAAAGUAUAUGUAUCUACAAUAUUUUUAUAGAUUACAAUUAUUGAUAAUAGAUGGUCAACUUUUCAUGUCUAGUGAGCAUGUCUUUUUAAAAAAAACACCUGGAAAGGAAUGAAUGUAUCAAGAGGAUAUAAUUCUUUAUCUCAUUUUAUUGCUGUGAAAGAAAGCAGACACAUAUCAGCCAGUGCUUCAGCCGAGCAUGCACACUUCAGUUCAGUUAGCUAGACUAGACUGCAAAACUAUCAAUAUGUGUGCUUAGGUGGAAGGCUGUUGAUAGAAAUUAUUCUCACAUCUGAGAAAUUUAGACAGUCACAAACCACUUACCACUGGUUAACAGUCUGUUAUUAAAAAUGUCUUCAUAUUAGAUGAUACUAAGACUAUUUGCUAAUUUCAGUAAUCAGUGGAGGAAGGAUAGUUAUUUUGGGAAUGGCAGAGCCAAAUAGCAAUACGUUGAGGUGUGAGAGUAAUAUUUUAAAAUUGGUAUUUUUCAUAGCAAAUGUAGAAGAUCAUACCUUUCCCAGAGUGCCAGAUGUGUUCACUGGCUGUAAAGCACUUUCAUUAUAUGCAGCUGCCCCAAAAAUGACACUGCAUUCAGUUUGACAGUUCCUAGUCAUACUUUAUGCCUGUAGUAUUUCCAGUUUUUACUCUGAAAAGAGUACUGCACAAAUGAAUCAACGUUAAUCUUGUUAGGUCAACAAAUUCACAUUAUAGCAUUUAAUGUUAACAUUUUUUUUAAAAUGUCUUCUACUCUGAGAAUGAGACAUCAUUUGCAGAGCAGAUAUGAUUUUUUGAGAGUUCUAAAUAAAAGUUUUAGUAGAUCAAGAAAGAUAUUUUAUUAAUGUGAUAUAUUCUCAUUAAAUUAACUUUGCCAGUAGAAAUGAGAUUCCUGCCUUUGGGUGUAGCCACUGACCCUUGCCAGUUAAUUAUGAAAGGCUGCUGUUUCCAGGUGACCAUAACAGUCUGUAGCCAUUUUAACAUUGACUAGACAUCGGUGGUACUAAACGUGUAGCCACCAACUAGUGCAGGAUGGUUAUCAGAGCUGAAUUUUUAAAAUCAUGAUAUCUUAGAAUUUCAUGUAAACCUGGGUAUUAUGCUGUGUGAUAUUAUUGUACAAUCAUAUAACAUAUUCGCAUAAAAUUAUUAUGACUGCUAUUUAAAAAAAAUAAAGAUCAGGCAACUUAACCAUUUCAGUCUGGGCAACGUUCAAAUGCAUAACUCAAAGACAAAGAUGGUAGUGAAAAAGUUCAGAUGACUAUUCUACCUUCAAACUUUUCUGAUCUUGGAGCAAUUAGCUCAGUACCCAUUUAGACAUUGAAACUAAUCCAUAAUGAAUUUAUUGCUCAAUGCAAAUUUUAGAAUGUGGUUAAGACUAUCUCUGAAAAUGGGUCAACAUGCCAGUGCCUUUAAAUAGAUUACUGAAAGAACCACAACCAAUGUACACAUUGCAUUGCAUAUGGAUAGUGAUGAAUUUCUGUUACUUAGCCCUGGAAAAUAUUAAUUGUCGGCAGUGUGUAAUGCACAAAAUCCUAGGCGAGUAUGAGAGAGAUUAUAGUUUUAUCUAAAUUGAUAUAUUCUAAAUUGCAAAGUUUAUAAAAUGUUGUGGAAAUAUUAGCACAUUAGUGAGUUUUGAGAAGAUUUGUAGCUCAGGUUGAGGUUCUGGAUGUAAGUUUGCUCAUCAGUGAGCCUGUAAUGAAGCACUGGUGUUAGUGACCAGCUUUCUAAACAGAAAGCGAGUCACUCACGCCGGUGCUUCGCUAGAGACUCGCUGAUUAUGUUACCUAGUAUGGUGACGAAACAUCUGAAAAUGAACCUUCCACCUCAGCGAGCAAACGUACUACUUAAUAUCAUCGUGAUAGGAUUGAGCUUCAUUUAAUCACUGUAGAUUUAAUAAGUUCAGAGCAGAGAGGGGAAGUGCUAUUAUUGAAGGUGGCUUUGUUAGCAGUUAAGAUGUAUUGCCAUGUCGUAUAUUGUACAUUUUCUUCUGCCUCCUGGCAUAGGCAGUUAUCCUUGCUAUGAUUCAAGUUGCUGUCACUAAAAUCAAGUGUUUAAAUUAUUGGAAAUUUAAUAAGGUAUCAAGACUAGAAAUUUCUAGCAGCCAGAAAUCCUUCAGGUUUUAAAAUAUGUGCUUUAUAAAUUUCAAGUAAUUCAGCAACCUAUUGCUUAAUCAAGAUCAGAAUGAAAUCUGCACUGUUAUCAUGAACAUCUUGUCUGAUAUCUAAAAAUAAGAGACCAAAGCAGAUGUCUUUUAUCAGCAUGAUGAAGCCCUACUCUCACCAUGGUUUGUAUUUUUUUAAAUGCAUGUGUAUGUUUGUAACCAUGUGGUCUUUGUUACUAUGUUUAGAGUUACUGAAAUGUUUGCUCAAAAUUGCCUGCCAUUGACCACUCAACUUAUCAAUGAGCUACCAAAUGUAAUGAAUUAAUUGAUUUCCACACUCUUGAGUUACAAUGGUUUAAUUACUAUUUUUGAUUUUUUUCCAGAAGUGACUGAGAUUAUUAGCAUCGCAGUUAAAAAUAAACGAUUUCUCAUGAAACUUAUGAUAUAUGUUAUAACCCUGUGGACAGAUAUUAAUUGGAGGGGUGAAAGUAACAAAUAGAUAUAACAGAUAUGAUUAAGGCUACUGUACAUGCAGUAGUCUGAUAGAGGAAAAAGGCUGCUUGGAAUUAGCUAUCUGUUUUGAUUUGCCUUUUGAAGGUUUUUAUGAUGUUUAUGAACUCAGUCAUGGUAUAUAAAGAAUAAACGAUUUUGAAAAAGAUAAGUGUAUCAAAUGUAAAAGAAAAUGGUAGCUUCACAUCACUUUUUGAUCACCAUUUGACAUUGUUGGCAUCAUCAAUCUCAAUUAUGCAAAAAUACUACGUGGAGAAAAUGACCACUUCAAACAGGACUUGGGUGUUGCUAUUUGAAGCCACGUGGAUGAUACACAUUGUCUUAUGCAAUCUGAUUGGUGAUGAAGGCAGAUUAUGGUUUACUUACUACUGGGCUACAUUUAUCAUUUCUAUAUUUUUGUUUGGUCAUUGUCAUUUUUUAAGCAUGAUGCAGCAUACUGUUCAUAUUGUGUUUCCUUCAACAGAACCCAUUUCAUUGCCAUUGCAGGUGUAUAUUAAGAAAUUAUGUCACCUUCCAGUUUUGCAAACUUGUUCCUUUCCCUUGCCAUUUUCUUUUUUUAUCUAAAUGUAAGCCGCUAUGCUAUUAGUUUCUUUAACUCCUAGCCCUCUUGAAUUGUCUUGAAAGUUGACAAGAGCAACACUUUGCUAACUUUCAUUAAAAUGUUCUGCAAGGGGUGAAGUAAUUUUUCCUGAAUGUUGACGUCCCCCUUGGUGAAAAUAUUUAUGAAAGAAUCAUGAUUGUAAAUCCCUGUGUUCAAUUGACUCUGCUGAUGUUUGCAUUGGUACACUUAUAAAUUGCAUCGUAUGGUCUAAUGGAUUUACAACUGCCAAUACUGGGUUGGAAAUAAAACCAACUCGUCUGUAUUUGAUGUUUUAAAGCCAAAAGGGAGAAGCUAUUACAUGACAUGAAAUUAGAUUGAAUCAUCUGAAAGUUCCUUUGGUAAAAUAUAUGUAAGAUCUGAUUCCUCUGGGAAGGCACUUACCAUGUAGCGUCUAUAUAGGUUGAUAUCUUUACUAAGUAUCAAUUGAUUGAAAAGCAAGGAGCUUCAGAGAAAAUUGCUUCCAUGGACCAAUGUCUAGCUCUAUUGGUUUCAGUUGAAAGAUAAAUAGUUCUAAUAAUAUUUUAGUUAAAAUUGGGUUUUUGUUUAAAACGAAAUUUUAAAGAAAUGUCAUUUGUACUUUCCCAUCUGGCCCUCAUUUACCUAUCUCUAAACCCUUGCUCCUCCUUGGCAUGUAUGCACUCUACAUGAAAUACUGUAGUCAGGAAUUCAGUCAUACCCUAUGACCUUGUUACCCUGGGGGUCAAACUUUGAUUAAGGAUACAUUUAUUAUAUUCAUUCACAAAAUAAGUUCCAUUUUAGCUUAAGUGUGUAUUGAGUAGGGAUCUGCACAUGCACAAUUGUAACUGUUGAUAAUGAGUGUGGUAUCCAGAGAUUUAGCUUAGUUGGGCAAGUCAGUUCUUGCUGCCAAGCCAUGUAAACAUUGUGUCAACUGAAUGGCAGCUCGUGAUUUCACACUAUUAAUUCUUGAGUAAAUUCACUGUUAGAUGCUGGGUUUCUGCAAAUAUUAUGUUCUUAUUAGCUGCGUUGAUCAUCCCAAUUACCACAAUCUCAUCUUUCCUUGCCAUUUCAUUGAGUUAGCCCAAUUGAGAUGGUAUUUAAUUCUUCUGGGAGUUUUGAAUUAGGAGGGAACAUGAGAGGAAGACUGAAUGUUCUUCACCUUGAUGACUUGAUCAAAUUCAGUUAGGGACAGGAAGGUCAGGUAGUCUUUUCACAUGGAGAUCAAUUGAGGCUUUAUAGUGAUUCAACUGAUGGCAUUUAAGGGUCUUAUUCUGCCAUUGCUAGUGUUCUGCUUGUAGCGUGAGGCAACUGGGUGCAACACCAUUUCAGGAAACUGCUCAAUAAAGUUGGUGGCUUCAUUGUGGACUUGGGGAUGGGAGUGGACCUUCAUGAGUGAACAUCUUGGAGUCAAUAGAGGGUCACCCUGGCUGCAAGAGCUGCUACUAGGAAGGAUCUCCCCUUACCCCAACAUGCUUGGUGCUCUUCAGGAAUCUCCAUCAUGGUGGCUGCUCCUGGCUGCCUGCAGUACCAAUUGUAACCACCGCUUCCAGUGGAACUACUGAGACUGCAGAGUUGGCAACUAUCUAACAGGAUUUUUGGUUCUUAAAGCGGAGAUUUACACUCUUAAAGUGGCAGCAAUACUAACGACAGGGUAUUAACUGUAUUGGGGCUUUGAGAAAUGACUGUUGGGCUCAGCAUUUCAACCAGUGGAUGGGAUCGCUGCCAUGGCCAUUUAAUUCAGCCCUAGGCAUUCUUUCACUUGACCAAUUAGUACUCAGUGCCCUAUACUACCAGCUGUGGUUGAUUGUAAAACGGAGAAUUAUUUUUUGGACUUUACUGCACUGCUCUGUUAUGGCACAUACUUUAGCGUCUUCCUGAGUAUAUCUACUAAGGUCACAUUGGGAUUCAAAGGUUUCCAGAGCUGUGACUUCUUGGAAUUUUUCUUAUAUUAAGCUAGGCAUUUAAAAAAAAGUUGUCUUCCAGUCUGUCUGGAAAGUCUAUGUUUUGUUGCUGCUGAUUGCCAAAGUUCUAAUGAUUGUACACACAGAAAGAAGAUAUUUGGACUAACACAGCAAUGCCAUUUAUACUAGAAUAUUCAGAAGUUGCAAUUUCCCUGUAGGUCUGGAAAUGUUCUGAUACAAGUAUAUACCCAAUUCUCUUUUGAAAGUUACUGUUGAAUCUAUUUCUUUUGUCUUUCCAGAUUGAUAGUAGUUGCUGCUUAAAAAAAUACAUGCCUCACCUGCUCCCUUCCCCAUUGCUGUCCAUUCUCUUCUGCCUCACACUCUGCUCACAUGUGGGGAACUGCAGGAUCCUUACAUCUGUCCUAUAUGGCUUUAAGAGGUGCAUUUUGUCCUUGGUUUUUGUCAUAAGAGGUUGAGACAGAGGUGGGAGCAGUCUGUUCUAAACCAAUAAAGUAAACAACUUGUGAGGCCUUGGGUUUUUUUUAAGUUGGAACAAUAGAAGCAGCGUGAAUGGGUAGAGUAAGAUUCCCAUAGAACACGGGUUUUAGUUUAGAUUUCAAUAGAUGUUGGGGUUUUGAAGCUGCUAUGAAAUACUUGAGUUCUCUCUCUGUGAGAAUUUUCUCUUUGUUUUUCCCUCUUGGACUGGAAAAACAUUGCAUGCAAGACAAUCUGUUUUACUGAAUUUGCCUUUGCCAAGGUAAAUUUAUGGGAUGUUAGUAUACUGGAGCAGUUGCUGUUUACUAGUUAAAUAAUCUAUUUUCUGUUGAGUUUUCCAAUUGAGUUAAAGUUUGACCAUUUCUUCUUUCUUUUGCUUGUU
Molecule: messenger RNA, 10711 nt
Organism: Chiloscyllium plagiosum (whitespotted bambooshark)
Lineage: Eukaryota; Metazoa; Chordata; Chondrichthyes; Orectolobiformes; Hemiscylliidae
Gene: prdm11
Product: PR domain containing 11
Molecular function (GO): protein dimerization activity
Source: RefSeq, a predicted model, not a curated record